CAGCGGUGGCGGUCGGUGGACGGCGGCAACAUUCUAGAUUUUCAACCCCUGGCCGGUGGUGGUCGGCGUCUCGGGAGUGUUGCGUGCGCAAGCGAGCAGAGUCGAGGUCGUCCAUCGUCGCCUGCUCAUUCCUAGAAAGGUCGAUCGUUGACAAGUGGUGGCGGCUUUCCCGGCACCAGUCUUGCGCUCGAUACACUGAGUGAAACCCACCAUGGCCUCGAGCACUGCUCGUCGCUCGUCCCCCAUUUGAAUAAUCAUGCCGAUGAACACAAAGAACUGUUGACGCUAGAUUGUGACAAGGAGAUCAUUCAGACCCUCUUGUUCCAGCCGUCGCCGCCUCCUUCAAGUCUUGAUGCAACCGCCGACGCUUCCACGACCAUCCCUGGAAUCUCCGACAUAACGUCGGCCACACCAGUCGCCGCCUCAUCUUCACCUCCCAACUUUAAUGACCUACUGUCCUUGCACCUGCCAUCCCUCGACACCAUCAUGCCCAUGUAUUCGACAAACGAACCGUACUUUUCGUACGACCUCUUCCUCCCAGAAGACGUCUCGAUGGACGGUUUGGACACCUCUCGCGACAGCACAAAUGCUAACACCAUCACGCAGCCUCCUUCGAAGCGCGUCAAGCUCAGUGCGAUGUCGACGUCAACGCUUCCCCGAGUGUCGUCGUCAGGUUCCUUACCAACGUCGACCGCGAUGCGUCCUCGCAUGCGCAAUUUUCAGUGCCCCCACCCAGGGUGUGGCAAGUCGUUCGCCGACAAUGCACACCUCCGCGACCACACAUUCGUCCACACGGGCGAAAAGAACCUGCGCUGCCCUGAUUGUGACAAGUGCUUCGCUCGCGUCGCGUCGCUGCGCUCGCAUCGCCGAGUGCACACUGGCGAGCGGCCGUUUGUGUGCGUUGAAGCUGACUGCGGCAAGCGAUAUGCCUCUCGUUCAGCUCUUCGCAUGCACGCAAACGUCCAUGCAAAGGCAGCGCCGCCUCCGCUACCGCCUGGAAAGCUGUCGCCUGUGAAGAAGCGCCAAAAGAAGACGGCAAAGUUGGCUGCGGGACCCAAGCAACCUCUUCGUUCCGUCGUGGUUUCACCUGCCGUGCCAUUGAUGCCCGCUGCGGUUUCCCUCCGAGACAUGAGCGAGAAGAGUCGAUGCCGCCGCCUCGCGGAGACGAUCAAGGAACAACGUCAAGUUAUCAUGGACCUCAAAGCCCAACUGGCGACAACGACGGCAUCCUCUACCAGCCACUGCAAGACCAUCACAUCCAAGAUGUCGCCGUCCAAGCAGCCGAAAGCCAUCCAGACGGCGACCUCUGCGACGACCGCGAAGAAGAAGAAAGCCCCGAAACACCCAAAGCUCGUGAGCCUGACACCAAUGGUGGCCCCACUGCACCUCCUCCAGGACGGCAUCAAGCCAUUCCAGUGCAUGUUGGGGUGUGGUCGUACAUUUUCCAACUACUUUCAGCUUGCGUUUCAUGCCAAGCAGCACCCGACGGAGGAUCCGCGCAACGUGCUCGGCGACCAGCUGCCGUUCCCGGUCGGGCCCAAAUACUGCCCGGUCGCGGGCUGCGAAUUCAGCGAAGAAGGGGGCAAGUGCAUGAAGACGCUGCAGAUUGUCAAGCGGCACUGGCAGCGCGUGCACCAGAACGAUCGUCCAUUUCUGUGCCCGGACUGCCCCCCCAUGCACGCCCCAAAAGCGUUCAAGACGAAAGACAACCUGACGGCGCAUCGGAAGGAGUGCAAGAAGCGAAGUUUGAACGACUCACUCGUCGUCGUGCCACCCUCGACGACCCUCGUCACUUGACGACUAUUUAAGUGGCACACCAACAUCGUAUUUAAACCUACCGACCGUCUUCGUUGAGUCGCCGGGCAAGGAAUGGAUCGAGUGACGCGUGCAUCAUCCACGUCAUGCACGACAAACACUCGCACGAAGAUCAGAGAGGACUUGAUGCCGUCGAUCGCGCUGGGGCAUGCCUCGAUACGCCGAGACUGCAUCCUUGUGUUUGACGCCAGGGUCGGGCGAGACCCCUCUCGUGGCACGGCACUGUUUCGUAGCAAACGACAGACCGGGCCACGACGCCUGGAACGUCGAGAUAUCUCGCCUUGCUGCACGGACAACCGACCCACGGCACUGGCGAUGGUUCGUCGCAUCCCCUUCCGUCGUUUCUCGUGAUUGAAAGCCUCGUCACGGUGUGAGGUCAAGAUUCCCCACACGCACGUUGACGGAAUGCUUCAUCGCGUCGAUGGCAUAGACAGUGGUGCGACUCGAGCCAAUUCCAUCACGCAACGGAGCCUCCGCUUCGACGCCUGGACACCGCGCGCGCCUCGCCAUGUGCCUGGAACCAACGACAUUUCGACCACUGAUACAUUGAAUCGUAACUUCCUAUAGCCAAUCUCCGUCUUCCUUGUCGUCGUCCGAGUCCGAGCUCAACCACGACUGGUUGUUCGUCAGUCGAGACGCUUCGGCUGCGGACGAGUCUUGCGUCGCGUACUUGUUGGCGACGAUCGAGACGUCUUCGUGGCUUUCAUAAGAGUCCAACGACCGGAAGAUCGCGUUCGAGGAUGCAGGCGCAGCUGCCGCGACGUUAACUACCGCGGCCGCAGCAUUCCCCGACAUGGACGAACGACUUGCGCGCGACACGCUGCGCCCUUCUACGGCUGCGUUCAAACACAUCCACCACUUUUCAAAGUCGUCUUUGUUGUCCGCCGUCACACGUAACACGCGGCCCUUCUCAAAGUUGACGUCGAUCGACAGAGGCUUGUCUUUGUUUAUUCGGACACCGCACACCUGGCCGUUGCCUUUGGCUGCGCCAGUCAUGUUGGCGUUGUCGAAAUAUGUCAGCGACCGCCCUUGAAGCGAAAAGUAGCGCCGCUUCCAAUUUUUCACGCGGCCGCCUUCCUUGGCGAGCCAUCCAAAACACCCACCGGUGUCAUCGUCCGCGGCGAUGCUGCUGCGCAACGACGACACCGAGCUGUUGCUGCGCGUGUCGCGGGGCGGGAAACUCAUCGAACUGCCUGACCCGUUCAACGGACCUCGAACGCUGACUUGGGCGACAAGAGGAGGUUGGCCAGACGUAGCUUGUGCGAUGGCGUUAAUCCAUUCUUCACAACCCUCAGCAGUGUCUGUGUACAGCUUCAUCACACGGCCACCUGUGCCGUGCACAAGCAGGCCGUUCUUGAUAUCGUGCGCAAUCUCAACUGUGAUCACCUGGAAGCUGCCUUUCGCCUUGGAGUUGCCCUCCACCUUUUCACUCUCGAAAUACGUGAGCUGCUUGUUCUUGAGCACCAUGUACCGCUUCUUCCAGCUCUUGAUCAUGCUCCCCUGCUUGUACACCCAUCCUGCGUAGUCGUACGACUGCAUCGUCGUCGACGAAG
Molecule: messenger RNA, 3368 nt
Organism: Aphanomyces invadans
Lineage: Eukaryota; Oomycota; Saprolegniomycetes; Saprolegniales; Verrucalvaceae
Exons: 1
Coding region: 487-1797 (436 amino acids)
Biological process (GO): regulation of transcription by RNA polymerase II
Cellular component (GO): nucleus
Molecular function (GO): RNA polymerase II cis-regulatory region sequence-specific DNA binding; DNA-binding transcription factor activity, RNA polymerase II-specific
Source: RefSeq, a predicted model, not a curated record